AUGUCGUCGCCCUUCUCGGGCCUCGCCAUGGCCUUCCCCCCUCUCCCGCCCCUUCCUCCUUGCCCCUCCACCAGCGACAAUGCUCUCCGCAAGUCUGCCCCUCCUUCCACCUACACCUCGACUGUCCCAUCGGGUCCAACAACAUCCCGUGUCCGGCCUAGAAGGUCACGCGUCUCGUUCCGAGACGAGGUCGACGCAUUGGAAGAGCAGCACCGCCGUCGACCAAGGUCGCACGGUCCACCUUCCCCGUUGCUGGCACCAGCCCGGCGCCCGUCAGCAGACGCAGAGGUCGCAGUGCGCAAGGCCACGUCGGUCCGCCCAGCUCUGAAGCGUUCUUCGUCGUCAACACCGCUGGGUCCUUCACGACGUGCAUCGGCAUCGACAGGAGUUGUAGCAUCUACAUAUGACGCGUUUGACGCGUUCCGGCCUCAGACCCUCAGGUACCCUCGCGUGUCUCCUGCACUCGCGCGCCUGAGUGACGGCGGCUUUAGCAUUGGUGGUGCCGACACAUGGUCUGCAGCGUCCAACCAACACAAGCAAGCCACCAUUGCAGCCACCACAUCAAAGUUGACCGCGUCGCCCACCAAGUCGUCUUCCUCGGAAGCGACCACGACAACACACACUACGGCUGCUCCAAAGGACAGGGAACCCGAGCGCGACAACCGUGCGAGCGUUCAGGUGACAUCCGCACGCGUGGCGCGCAAGCCGCGGUCGCCGAUCCCGUCCUGGUCGUCAACGUGCCCGUCGCUCAGCUCGUCGAGCCACCGCGCAUCAGUCGCGUCGACCUUGACAGCUCCCUCGAUGACAAGCUUGUUGUUGUCGCCCCAGUCGCCUAUCGACCGGUACCUCCCCCCCAUGCCAACGUAUUCCUUUGGAGAAGAGGGCCUUCCCGGAUCUCCAAUGCCUGCAAAGGAGGCCAACCAGGUCGAGUCUGCUGUCGAGCCCACGACUCCAGGCGCCCAUGCGCCUUCGUCCAAGACAUAG
This is a messenger RNA of Cutaneotrichosporon cavernicola, 984 nucleotides long. RefSeq lists its product as uncharacterized. The coding region runs from base 1 to 984 and encodes 327 amino acids. Lineage: Eukaryota; Fungi; Basidiomycota; Tremellomycetes; Trichosporonales; Trichosporonaceae. The transcript has 2 exons. The record is from RefSeq and is a predicted model, not a curated record.